This is a messenger RNA of Nylanderia fulva, 1176 nucleotides long. NCBI's taxonomy places the organism in Eukaryota, Metazoa, Arthropoda, Insecta, Hymenoptera, Formicidae. The record is from RefSeq and is a predicted model, not a curated record.
AUGACAGAAACAGAAUUACAACAAACACUCGAAAAUAUAGUUGAAACAAACUUGUUGCUGAAGCUAGAAAACGAUAUCUUCGAACGAUAUCUCGCACGUCGAGAUCCUGAAAAUCUUCAAACAAUAGCGCAAAUCUUAGAAACCGCUAAACGCGUGCAAAAAAUCGCGCCUCAGCACGGUCGCACGUCGCCCGUUGCGAGCACACGGAAGUCUCAUGAAUGUUCGCGACGUAGACGCGGAAAGUGUCGUCAGCAUCCAAUCCGGAAGUCGGCGCGUCACGCAAAGUCUCCUAACAACCAGAGCGCCAAAAGGAGCGGGAAAGUCAGUCCCCCGUCGUAUUGCUAUACGUCUUUGAUUAGCUACAAUAUUUCGCUUCAAUUGUGUAGAAUUACGUAUGCGUAUCGCAUCGAGAUGGUGAACACCGAAAUCCGGGAAUUGCAAAAAGAAUUGGCGAAACUCGAACGAACGUCGACGAAGAGAAAAGUAUACAUGCGAGCGCAAAUGGAAGAAGCCGAGAUGAGUAUUCGCGAAACUUGUAAAACUAAGAAGGAAUUUGAAGAGAAUGUUGUAAAAAAAGGCGUAGAUAGCAUUACGGGAAAAAUACCGGCUGAGAAGUUUAUCAGAUUUAUAGAAGAAUGGCUGAAAAUAAUCGAUGCUGCGAUGGAACAAAUCAGAUUGAGGAUGACUACCACAAGAUCUCAGAUAAGGAAGGUCAAGCUGCAGUUGCAGCACAGAAAGGAGCUCGGCGAGGCUUUACGCGCUGUAGAUUUCGAACAAUUGAACAUAGAGAAUCAAGUUUGCAUACGAGAAAUCGAUGAAAAGAAUCGGUAUUUGCUCGAAAUGAAAAGGAUCGUGGCUGGUUACAACAUUGCGUUGACAAAGCACAAGGAAAAAGUGGGUAACCUGAUGUCUAUCAUAAAUGAAGUGAGAAACAAGAUUGCUUCUAAAAAACAGGAAAUCGUGAAAUUGCAAUUGGAAAAAGUAGCUAUGAAGGUUGAAAUAAAAAAAGCGGAAGAACAGCUCAAGUCCGUGAUGGCAUUAAUGGAUGAUUUCGAGGUUCCGGAUGUCAUAGAUUUCAUUAAAAAGCGUAUAGAAUUUCAAGAAUUACGCAGAAUCCACAAACAAUUAAGUAGACAAAGGAACAUUCAACAAAUAAGUCUCAAAUCUAAUAAAUAA